UCAUAGCCUGGGAGCUCAAAGUUUGCUUCUCACUUUGCUAAAGGAAUUAGGGCACUGUACGUAUGUGUGUGCGUGUGUUUGAGGAAGAGGGAGAGUGAGAUGGAGAGAGAGAGAGAGAGCCGAUGGAAACAUUGUAACUCAAGGCGAGUCAGGGUGCAGCAGCAGAGGCAGAGUUUCUUUCCAUGGAUUGAAGAGGAGGGAAAUCCUCUUCCUCAGCGUCGCCUGCAUGUAAAUGAAGCAGACCGGGACAGAAAAAAGGUUUAACACACUCUCAUCUGUAACCAGCACUUGACUUUGUGAGGAGGAGAGCUUUUUUUUUCUUCGAGCCCGGGGUGCCAGGCAUCAUCACUGACAAUUUUCCAGAGCCUUCUCAAAGGCUCAUACAGGUGACAAGUGUGUCUAACUUCACUGCAGCGCCUGGAUCGACGCGCUCACAGUGCGCUUUGUCCAGCGGCACUUGCGCUGCGUGAGACCCGCCGUUUUUUUUGUUUUGACGUGACAUUUCGCCUUCGCUGCUGUGCAUAUGUGGCCACAUAUGACGCAUAUGCGCCUAGAGCUGUUUUUCCAAACGCUUGUUUUAGAAGCUGGAGAGAUGCGUUUUUGAGGACAAGUUUCCGCGCUGAUUGGUAUGUUCGUCAUGUCUGCGCGGGUUAACUUGCGCGUUUCUCUGUAGAGUCACACACAGACCCGGGCUCUGCUCGGCGCUGAAGUUGGUUGGGAAUAAUAUUAAUAACCGUGCGGAGCGCAGAGGAGGGGGAAAGAGGCGACAGCGGCGUUCAGGGGAUGUUUAGCGGCUAAAUUUUUUACAACAUCAUCAGCAUCACCGAGUGAGGAUCAAAACUGCGGGGGUCUGCUGCCGCUCACUCCUCUUCCUCGACACACUUCUAGUUUUUGCAGAAGCCAGUCUGUGAAUUCCAGUCCCUGAAGCAGCAGCUGCGUAAACUUGGCCAGAUCUGGUGACACUGUACCCUAUGUGUGUGUGUGCGUGUGUGUCUGCCGAUCAGCCCUGGAUGGAUAUGCGUCUCACCGAGGGGAUUUGAAAAGCAAGGGGGGAUUUCUAUCAGUCCCUCUUUUAUUAUAACCUCAAAAUGGAUGCCGACGACAGGCUGUGGAGACGCCACUGGAUUAGCCACUCUUCCACUGAUCUGUUUGACAUCUGAGCUGCUCCAGGGGUUCAAAGUUUGGAUAAUCUAAAGAAGGUUGAAGGUGUAGGAUGCAGUCUGGAGCGAAGACGCUCUCCGCAGGUGGAGGUGCGUCACUCUGCUGCCUGCUGCUCCUCUGGCUCAUCUACUCCCAUCUGCUCAGAGAGGGCCAGUUGGCGGUGGGAACCUGCGAGAUAGUGAUGCUCAACAGAGACAGCAGCGUUCCCAGACGGACCAUUGCUAGGCAGACGGCUCGCUGCGCCUGCCGAAGAGGCCAGAUCGCCGGUACCACCAGGGCGAGGCCGGCAUGUGUAGACGCGAGGAUCGUGAGGAGCCGUCAGUGGUGUGAGAUGGCGCCCUGCCUGGAAGGGGAGGUCUGCAGCCUCCUGUUCAACCGCUCCGGAUGGACCUGCACCAAGGGCAGCGGUCGCAUCAAGACCGUCACGCCUUUGCCCAAGGAGCCGUCGUAGGAUGCAGAGGAAACAGCAAGUAUGUUCAUUGACAUCAGUGCUACAAAAGAAACGGAGGCCCAUCACUACAACAGAACAUUGUGUCCAUACAACAACAAAAACGAGGCUCCCAGAACUUGACAACAGCCUUGACCUUCAGUAAAAUAAAAAAAUAAAAAAAACAACCCCAGAGCUUUUCCAAUCACUACAGCGAAAGACUCUCUGCAGACACUUCUAAGAACUCUGAGAAGUCUCAAGUGAGCAGCAUGGUACACCAUCGGCAUCAAAUCUUCACCGCAGCCAAAUUCACAGACUCAUCAUAGACAGAAAAAUCUCUCUGAGGAACAGUCAUUACCAGGCCAGUGGAAUAAUCAUUCAAGUACGUAACCUCUUUUUUUUUGUCCACGUUAUCUAACGUUAGGUCGGCAAGGGUCGUCUCCUUGAAGAUUUUUACCUUCGUGGCUUGAUUUAGACUUGUCAAAAGGUCUUUCAAAAGUCAGCCCCUUCAUCUUCUUUACUACCCCCCGCUAUGAAGCCUUCCGGGGUUUUAUUCCAGCCAAGUUUCUUUAAUGACAGCCCGCUGCUAAAGAGUCGUGACUUGACUGAGGUUGAGCCAGGCCAUACCGUCCAUUGGAUUCUAGCCUUUCACACCUUUUUCUCAUUCGGCUGAGUGAAACUUUACAAGGCCUCCAAGAUCUCUGCAUACACACACACACACACACACACACACACACACACACACACACACACACACACACACACACA
Molecule: messenger RNA, 2356 nt
Organism: Labrus bergylta (ballan wrasse)
Lineage: Eukaryota; Metazoa; Chordata; Actinopteri; Labriformes; Labridae
Gene: tafa5l
Product: TAFA chemokine like family member 5, like
Source: RefSeq, a predicted model, not a curated record